CCUGCCUGCCUGACCGACCGAACGACCGAGGGACGGACGGACGGACCUCGCUCCCCCGCACUCUGCAUCAGUCCCGCCGGCCCGGCUUUUUCUUCUGUUGCGUCUCUGGGCUCACGCCGGAGCCCUCAGGCUAUCAACAAUGACUGCUGAAGAAACAGUAAAUGUGAAAGAGGUCGAAAUUAUCAAGUUAAUCUUAGACUUUCUGAACUCAAAGAAACUUCACAUCAGUAUGUUGGCUCUUGAGAAGGAAAGUGGAGUCAUAAAUGGCCUGUUUUCAGAUGAUAUGCUUUUUCUGAGACAGCUAAUCCUUGAUGGACAAUGGGAUGAAGUUCUUCAAUUCAUUCAACCCCUAGAAUGUAUGGAAAAAUUUGACACAAAAAGGUUUCGCUAUAUCAUCCUGAAACAAAAAUUUUUAGAAGCCUUGUGUGUAAACAAUGCAAUGUCAGCCGAAGAUGAACCUCAGCAUUUGGAAUUUACCAUGCAAGAAGCUGUGCAGUGCCUCCACGCAUUAGAAGAGUACUGCCCUUCUAAAGAUGACUAUAGCAAACUCUGUCUGUUACUUACUUUGCCUCGCCUGACUAAUCAUGCAGAAUUCAAGGACUGGAACCCCAGCACUGCACGAGUUCACUGUUUUGAAGAAGCUUGUGUUAUGGUAGCAGAGUUCAUCCCUGCUGACAGGAAGCUAAGUGAAGCUGGUUUUAAAGCAAGUAACAAUCGUUUAUUUCAGCUUGUAAUGAAGGGACUGCUUUAUGAAUGUUGUGUUGAAUUUUGUCAGAGUAAAGCAACUGGAGAAGAAAUCACAGAAAGUGAAGUACUUCUUGGCAUUGACCUUUUAUGUGGUAAUGGUUGUGAUGAUUUGGACUUGAGUUUAUUGUCAUGGCUUCAAAAUCUUCCACCUACUGUCUUCUCUUGUGCUUUUGAACAAAAGAUGCUGAAUAUUCAUGUUGACAAACUCUUGAAACCUACAAAAGCUGCAUAUGCUGAUCUUCUUACUCCUCUUAUCAGCAAACUCUCCCCUUAUCCUUCAUCCCCAAUGAGAAGGCCUCAGUCAGCCGAUGCUUACAUGACCCGCUCUCUGAAUCCUGCUUUAGAUGGGUUAACUUGUGGUCUAACUAAUCAUGAUAAACGAAUCUCAGAUCUUGGAAACAAAACUUCUCCAAUGUCACACUCCUUUGCUAAUUUCCAUUAUCCAGGGGUACAAAACCUUAGUAGAAGUCUCAUGCUUGAAAAUACAGAAUGUCAUAGUAUUUAUGAAGAAUCACCUGAACGAAGUGAUACUCCUUCAGAAGCCCAGCAUCCUGUGAGCAGUGAAAACUUAGAGCAGGGUUCAGCUUCAGAAAAAGAGCCAGUAAAUGGAACACAAAAUCCUGUGCCGGCCAAGCAAGAAAAAAAUGAGCUUCGUGAUUCAACGGAACAGUUUCAAGAAUAUUAUAGGCAGAGAUUGCGCUAUCAGCAGCAUUUAGAACAGAAGGAACAGCAGCGACAAAUUUACCAGCAAAUGCUACUUGAAGGAGGUGUAAAUCAGGAAGAUGGUUCUGAUCAGCAACAGAAUCUCACUGAGCAGUUCCUUAAUAGAUCUAUUCAAAAGCUUGGAGAAUUGAAUAUUGGUAUGGAUAGUCUUGGUAAUGAAGUAUCAACACUUGGGAAACAAUGUAAUGGAAACAAAGGGAAUGGAUCUAACAACACUUCUGCAGCUAGUUUUGUAACACCUCCUCCAGAGUCUAAUCAGAGGGUAGCACCAGAUAUACAAAAUAUGAAUACCAGCACUCCUCUUAACCAUGGAUCAAAUCAGAUUCCUCUUCUUGAAGAGUCACCUGUCCGUGGGAACCAAAUCUCAACAGAACAUUGUGUCAUUCAGCCACAUUUUUCAGAUUCUUCAGGUGCUCUGUCAAAGUCAAGAGGAGAAGAGGGUGACAAGUCAAAGAAGCAGUUUGUUUGUAUUAACACCUUAGAAGACACACAAGCUGUUCGAGCAGUGGCUUUUCAUCCAGUCGGUAGUCUGUAUGCUGUUGGCUCAAAUUCAAAAACUUUGAGAGUAUGUGCCUAUCCAGAAGUCAUUGAUCCUAGUGCAUAUAGCUCUCCCAAGCAGCCAGUGGUACGUUUUAAGAGGAAUAAGCAUCAUAAAGGAUCAAUCUACUGUGUGGCGUGGAGUCCUUGUGGGCAAUUAUUAGCUACUGGCUCUAAUGACAAAUAUGUCAAAGUACUACCUUUUAAUGCAGAGACUUGUAAUGCAACAGGACCUGAUCUGGAAUUCAGUAUGCAUGAUGGGACCAUUAGAGAUUUGGCUUUUAUGGAGGGUCCAGAAAGUGGUGGAGCAAUUUUGAUAAGUGCGGGAGCAGGAGAUUGUAAUAUUUAUACAACAGAUUGUCAGCGAGGACAGGGUCUCCAUGCUCUGAGUGGUCACACUGGUCAUAUUUUAGCACUUUAUACUUGGAGUGGAUGGAUGAUUGCAUCUGGUUCCCAAGAUAAGACUGUUAGAUUCUGGGACCUUCGAGUACCAAGCUGUGUUCGGGUUGUUGGCACAACAUUCCAUGGAACUGGGAGUGCAGUGGCAUCAGUAGCUGUUGACCCCAGUGGCCGUCUCUUAGCUACUGGUCAGGAAGAUUCUAGCUGUAUGUUGUAUGACAUCAGAGGAGGACGAAUGGUACAAAGUUAUCAUCCUCAUUCCAGUGAUGUUCGCUCUGUUAGAUUCUCUCCUGGGGCUCACUAUUUACUUACAGGAUCUUAUGAUAUGAAAAUAAAAGUGACAGACUUACAAGGAGACCUCACCAAGCAGCUUCCAAUUAUGGUGGUAGGGGAGCACAAGGACAAAGUGAUUCAGUGCAGGUGGCACACGAGGGAUCUUUCCUUUUUGUCAUCAUCGGCUGACAGAACUGUAACCCUCUGGACUUACAGUGGUUAGAAGACACCUGUAGGCAACCUAUGCAGAUAAAGCACAGAGAUUUAAGAUGACUGAGUUGGUUUUUUUGUGGUUUAUUUUUUUGG
Vombatus ursinus (common wombat) is the source of this 2985-nucleotide messenger RNA. It is a transcript of the gene WDR47, whose product is annotated as WD repeat domain 47. NCBI's taxonomy places the organism in Eukaryota, Metazoa, Chordata, Mammalia, Diprotodontia, Vombatidae. Gene Ontology annotation, molecular function: protein binding. Bases 140 to 2902 code for a protein of 920 amino acids. The record is from RefSeq and is a predicted model, not a curated record. The transcript has 15 exons.